AUGCCCUCCAUUUCCUCGAUUGCCGCCAUUGUUGCGGCGCUGGCCAUCGUUGCCCGCCUGCUCCUCAUCGGUCGUCGCCCGAAGAACUAUCCUCCGGGCCCUCCCACACUACCCCUCCUAGGAAACAUCCAUCAGAUGCCCACCCGCGAUGCGCACCUUCAGUUUGAGAAAUGGGCCCGCGAAUAUGGCCCAGUUUAUAGUCUCAUGCUGGGAACCCAAUGCCUUAUCGUCCUGUCCAGUGACGAGGCAGUCAAAGAACUACUUGACAGACGCAGUGGAAUAUACUCUGAUCGACAAGAGAUGUAUAUCGGCCAAGUCCUGUGCAGUGGCGGGCUUCGCCUGUUGAUGAUGGGAUAUGGACCUACAUGGCGCAUGUUCCGCAAAAUGGUCCACGGCCUGCUCAACGUCGUGACAUCCAAAAACUACGUCCCCUACCAAAUGCUCGAAAACAAGCAGAUGCUCUACGAGUUCCUCACCCAGCCCGACGACUUCCUUAAACACAUCCGACGCUACUCCAACGCUCUGACCACAACAAUGGUCUUCGGCUGGCGCACGCCCACCUACGAGGACGCGAAAAUGAAACAGCUCUUUGACGGUUUCUCCGAAUUUGCAGAGAUCAACCAGACCGGCGCCGCGGCAUUCAUCGACUUCUUCCCUCUGCUGCGCAAACUCCCUGCGUUUUUGCUUCCCACACAGAAUAAAGCGAGGGAGCUACACAAACACGAAAAGGCGCUUUACAAGGGCCACUGGCUCAAAGCCAAAGAGGAUAUUCGAAACAAUAACAUCAAACCCUGCUUCUGCAUCGGCAUGUACGAAGCCCAGAAGCGCGAUGGCUUCAGCGACGACCAAGCAUCCUAUAUCUCAGGCACAUUGCUCGAAGCCGGCUCUGACACGACCUCGAGUACGCUAUACGCAUUCGUACAGGCGAUGCUCCUAUUCCCAGACGUCCAGCGCAAAGCACAGGAAGAAAUCGAUCGCGUUAUCGGGCCCGACCGGCUCCCUGUCAUGGAUGAUCUACAGGACCUCCAGUACAUCCGCGCCUGUAUGAAAGAGUCGCUCCGCUGGAUGCCGACGACCAUCCUCGGCGCCGUUCCGCACGCCGUAACACAGGAUGAUGAAUACAUGGGCUACUUUAUCCCCAAGGGCGCGGGUGUCAUGAAUAACGUCUGGGGAAUCCACAUGGACCCGAAGCGGCACCCGAAUCCCCGCAAGUUCAACCCGGACCGGUACAAGGACGAUAAACAGUCUCUCGGCGACGCCGCUGCAAAUCCGGAUGCCUCGAAGCGAGAUGCAUUCACUUUUGGAGCCGGUCGUCGCAUCUGUCCUGGGAUCCACGUUGCCGAGCGCAGUCUCUUCCUCGGUAUGUCGAGGAUCCUGUGGGCAUUUGAUAUCCGACCGGCGCUCGAUGAGAGUGGGAAAGAGAUCAUCCCGGAUAAAGAUCGGCUCACGCAAGGGUUUGUGUGUAUGCCUGAGGAGUUCCCGGCGACGAUUACGCCCAGGUCGAGGGAGAGGGCGGAGAUGGUGAGGAGGGAGUGGGAGGCGGCUGAGAAGGAGAAUUUGGAUCCCGAGACGAAGCAGUGGGUUGUGUCGCCGGUCGAGCAGGGUAAGGCUUUGAGGGGUGUAGCUUAGUUUGUAGGGUUUAUUUUCAGCUCCGGUCGUUCAUCCAUGCUCCCUGCGAUCUACUCUUUUAUUGAUCAAUGACAGAGAGGUCUAUUGCAGCGACACGGUAGAGAUAGGCGACUAUUCAUGGCUUCAUGUCUUUAUUCUCUCGUAAUACAUCAAUAUAUUUUUUGAACAUGGUUACCUGUAGCUAUACCGUGAACUUUUCGAGCCACGCAUCGCGAGAUUAGAGGAGGAUGGGAGAUGCAGACUUCUCCCC
Aspergillus calidoustus is the source of this 1879-nucleotide messenger RNA. NCBI's taxonomy places the organism in Eukaryota, Fungi, Ascomycota, Eurotiomycetes, Eurotiales, Aspergillaceae. The record is from the annotation of a GenBank genome assembly.